Molecule: messenger RNA, 1701 nt
Organism: Sorex araneus (European shrew)
Lineage: Eukaryota; Metazoa; Chordata; Mammalia; Eulipotyphla; Soricidae
Gene: SIGIRR
Product: single Ig and TIR domain containing
Exons: 9
Coding region: 283-1572 (429 amino acids)
Biological process (GO): signal transduction
Source: RefSeq, a predicted model, not a curated record
UCAGGUCUCCCUCAUGCCGUGAGAUGCAUGAAGGGACCAGCUGAGUGGAAAGUCUGCUCCCUCCCAAGCACACGCCAGUGACCUCAAUGGCUGAUUCGUCCGGCAGGAGGAAAGAGCCAGAACCAGCCUCUGACCCGUCCAGGCGCCCCGACUCACCUGCCACAAGGACAGAAAGAGAGCAAGAGCUCUACCCCGCUCUUGGGACCUGCUCAGCCUGGAGUCCAGUGGAGCCGAGGUGGUCGCAGCACUGCCUGCCUGCCCCAAGGAGGCUCUGGCCACACCAUGGCAGAUGAAUGUCUCGGGGACCCCCACUUCCUCUCUCCACCUGGAAACCAGGUCCUGAGGCCUGCCCUGGAUGAAGUGGUCACUCUGAAUUGCACGGCCUGGCUGGCCUCUGGGCCCCACUGCCCCCUGCCCUCCAUCCAGUGGCUGAAAGAGGGGCUGCUGCUGGUGAAUGGGAGCCACUCCAGCCUCCUCCAGACGGACGUCUGGUACAAUGUCAACUUGUCGGAGGUGUUUACAAGCAGUAUUCUGGGGGUCAACCUGACCAGCAUGGAGGACUAUGGGACUUUCACGUGCACUAUCAGGAACAUCACCUCGGCCCCCUUCACUCUCCGGAGAGCUGGUCCGGCAGGCCACGUGGCUGCAGUGCUGGCCUCACUCUCGGUCCUGCUGGCCCUGCUCCUGGUGGCACUGCUCUAUGUGAAGUGCCGCCUCAAUGUGCUGCGCUGGUACCAGGAUGCCUACGGGGAGGUGGAGGUGAACGAUGGGAAGCUCUACGACGCCUACAUAUCCUACAGUGAUAGUCCGGAGGACCGGAAAUUCGUGAACUUCAUUCUGAAGCCGCAGCUGGAGCGGCGUCGGGGCUACAAGCUCUUCCUGGACGACCGCGACCUUCUGCCACGGGCUGAGCCCUCCGCCGACCUCCUGGUGAACCUGAGCCGCUGCAGGCGCCUCGUCGUCGUGCUGUCCGACGCCUUCCUGGGCCGCGCCUGGUGCAGCCACAGCUUCCGGUGGGUCCCGCAUGGGCUGUGGGGGGGCCCCCUGGCGGGCCUCGCUGACAUGCCGCCCCCGCCCGCCAGGGAGGGCCUGUGCCGCCUGCUGGAGCUCACCCGCAGACCCAUCUUCAUCACCUUCGAGGGCCAGAGGCGCGAGCCCGUGCACCCUGCUCUGCGCCUGCUGCGCCAGCACCGCCACCUGGUGACGCUGCUGCUCUGGAGGCCGGGCUCAGUGGCACCAUCCUCUGAUUUCUGGAAGGAGCUGCAGCUGGCGCUGCCCCGGAAAGUGCAGUGCCGGGCUACAGAGGGGGAUCCCCAGACUCAGCGGCAGGAUGACAAGGACCCCAUGCUGGUUGUGCGAGGUGGCAUUCACGACAGUCACGCUCUGGGGCCAGAAUUGGACCCCGAUCCUGAGGGAGACCUGGGUGUCCGAAGACCUGUGUUUGGACAGUCAUUGGCCCCACUGCAGGCAGGUGGAGGACGGGGCAGUGAGCUGGACAUCUCGGACCUGGGCUCUCGAAACUACAGUGCCCGCACAGACUUCUACUGCCUGGUGUCCAAGGAUGACAUGUAACCACCCUCCACCCCAAAACUGAGGAGAGUGAUGAAGGAGGCAGAGGCUGGGGGGUGGGGGGCUGUGCUCUGCAGGACUUGGGAGCCAUCCCUGCACCCCCACAACCCUUACCCCUUGUGCCAGAAAAUA